ACCGGAAGUAGUUACACUAAAAUUGGUCCUCGGUCUGACUAGCAACAUGACAGUUAUGUAGCUGUCCGUGUGGGAAGGUUGGACAAUAUUUCUAGUUUCUGGUUGUUUAAGUUGCCAUUCGGAAUGUUGUCGCUGAAAACGCUGCUGGUUUCUCAUCACAGAACGUUUACGAUUUUAACAGCGGAAAGAAACGUCAAGAGGGCUUUUUACCUGCUCAGAUCCCCUCUCGUCCAGCAAAGAAAUGUCAGGUCCGUUGGGUGGCGACAAUACAGCUCCACAGCAGCCAAAACUGCAACUGCAAACGACUCCUUCUUUAAAUGGUUCUUGCUGCUCAUCCCGGCCAGCACAUUUGGUCUCGGCACCUGGCAGGUGAAGCGUCGCCAGUGGAAACUGCAGCUGAUUGACGACCUGAACAAGCUCACCUCAGCGGAGCCCAUUCCGCUUCCUGUCGACCCACACGAGCUGGGCCAGAUGGAGUACAGGCGGGUGAGAGUGCGCGGGCGCUACGACCACGCCAAGGAGCUCUACAUCCUGCCGCGCUCGCCCGUCGACCCCGAGAAGGAGGCCAGGGAGGCGGGCAGGCUGACGUCCAGCGGGGAGACUGGCGCCAAUGUGGUCACGCCGUUUCACUGCACGGACCUUGGCAUCUGCAUCCUGGUGAACAGAGGCUACGUUCCCAAGCAGAAGGUCCGACCAGAGACCAGGAUGAAGGGUCAGGUGGAGGGUGAGGUGGAGCUGGUGGGUGUGGUCAGGCUGACAGAGCAGCGUAGACCUUUUAUGCCCAACAACGAUGCGGACAGGAACCGCUGGCACUACCGCGACCUGGACGCCAUGUCUGCCAUAACCGGAGCGGAACCCAUCUUCAUUGAUGCAGACUUUGCGAGCACCAUCCCCGGUGGACCAAUAGGCGGACAGACGAGGGUGACGCUGAGGAAUGAACACAUGCAGUAUGUCAUCACAUGGUACGGCCUGUGUGCGGCCACAUCCUAUAUGUGGUACAUGAAGUUCAUCAAGAAGAUUAAAAUGUGAGACAAAUUGAAUAAAUAUUCCUAAUCUGC
Messenger RNA from Nerophis ophidion (straightnose pipefish), 1058 nucleotides. Its product is annotated as surfeit locus protein 1. The transcript has 9 exons. The record is from RefSeq and is a predicted model, not a curated record. Gene Ontology annotation, cellular component: membrane; mitochondrion. NCBI's taxonomy places the organism in Eukaryota, Metazoa, Chordata, Actinopteri, Syngnathiformes, Syngnathidae. Bases 124 to 1029 code for a protein of 301 amino acids. Gene Ontology annotation, biological process: mitochondrial respiratory chain complex IV assembly.